Molecule: messenger RNA, 6107 nt
Organism: Varroa destructor (honeybee mite)
Lineage: Eukaryota; Metazoa; Arthropoda; Arachnida; Mesostigmata; Varroidae
Gene: emb
Product: exportin-1 emb
Biological process (GO): protein export from nucleus; ribosomal small subunit export from nucleus; ribosomal large subunit export from nucleus
Cellular component (GO): cytoplasm; nucleus
Molecular function (GO): small GTPase binding; nuclear export signal receptor activity
Source: RefSeq, a predicted model, not a curated record
UCCUUUCGAAUAAUGGAGACCUCAUCUUUGAGAUGCUUCAUUGAUGCCACUGGUCCUCUACAAUACGCAAAACAGCAAAAUAGCAAUGUGUGACCAUGAACUCAGCUAAUACUGCUGCUUCGCCCACCAAUUCUUCAGCAUCAACUAAUGGAAGACGUAAAACUCCCACGUGCAUCGCAUACACAAUACCGUCAAAGGUUUGAGCAAGCUUCACAUCGCUCUUGGACACAGGUCCCACUCCAUGCUCUACUAUAUUCAAUUGGCACUCAUUGUGCUUAUCAUCUUUUGAUCGUGAUCGGUUAAGAAAUUAUUGUUAGUUCUGCUAUUCACACAUAAAUCAAUAAAUUGGUGUGGCUUGGUCAGACGCCACUAACGGCGCAAGGGAGAACGUGCGCGAGUGUAGGGGGGCUUGAGGACGUCUCAGAAUGACGUUUCCGGCAACGAUGAACGGCGGCGGGGCAAUUGUUCCAGGUGGCGCCGAGGUUGCGCGUCAGCUGUUGGAUUUCAAUCAAAAGCUCGACAUUAAUCUUCUGGACAAUGUUGUACAGACAAUGUACACCACCACCGGACCCCAGCAGAGAACCGCACAAGAGGUUCUGACUAAUCUUAAGGAACACCCGGAUGCAUGGACUCGAGUAGAUACAAUCCUCGAAUAUUCGAAGAACCAUCAGACCAAAUACUUUGCACUCCAGAUCCUUGAGAACGUGAUCAAGACCCGAUGGAAGAUUCUACCCCGUAAUCAGUGCGAAGGAAUUAAGAAGUACAUUGUCGGACUUAUCAUCAAGACCUCUCAAGACGGUAACCUAAACGACAAUGAGCGCGUCUACUUAAACAAGCUCAAUAUGGUUCUUGUCCUGAUCUUGAAGCGCGAGUGGCCCAAAAAUUGGCCCACGUUCAUCUCCGAUAUCGUGGGCGCGUCGAAAACAAAUGAACAUCUUUGCCGCAAUAAUAUGGUUAUCUUAAAGCUUCUGUCGGAAGAAUUGUUCGAUUUCAGUUGUGGAUCAAUGACCCAGACGAAAGCAAAGCACCUAAAAGAAAGUAUGUGCUCGGAGUUUUCACAGGUGUACACGCUUUGCCAGUACGUGAUGGAGAACUCGUGCAAUCCAUUGCUGGUUGAAGCAACUCUAGAGACACUUUUACGAUUCCUUAAUUGGGUUCCUCUGGGAUACAUUUUUGAGACAAAGCUGAUUCACACGCUCGUGUUUAAGUUCCUCAACGUCAACUUAUUCCGCAAUGUGACACUUAAGUGUCUCAAUGAAAUCGGUGCAGUUUCGACAGAACAAUACACAGAGCAGUUCUCGUUCCUUUUCAUCGAAACCAUGAAGCAGAUGGCUCAAAUUAUCCCGCCUGACACCAACAUAAAGGCUGCAUACGCAGCCGGCUCCGACAUGGAACAGAAAUUUAUCCAGAAUCUUGCCCUAUUUUUGUGUACGAUGCUUAAAAGCCGAACACAGUUAAUGGAGCAAACCAACAACAUCGAUGUGUUAUUGGAAGCCCUCAAGCUUUUACUGUUGAUUUCUGAGGUAGAAGACGUAGAGAUAUUCAAGAUAUGUCUUGAGUAUUGGGGCUUCUUGUCUCAGGAGCUCUACCGAAACAAUGACCUUCUGGUUGCUUUUUCUUUGCAAACGCCCUUUUCGCCUACCGUUGAAAAUAUGAGACAGAAUCGGCGAAAGCUCUACGCACCAGUGCUAAGUCAACUGCGCUAUAUCAUGAUCGGACGUAUGGCGAAGCCGGAAGAGGUUCUCGUCGUAGAGAACGAUCAAGGAGAGGUUGUCCGUGAAUUCAUGAAGGACACCGACUCGAUGACGCUGUACAAGAACAUGCGGGAAUGUCUUGUCUACCUGACACAUUUGGACUGCCAGGACACAGAUAGAAUCAUGACGGAGAAGUUGCACAAGCAAGUGAACGGCUUAGAGUGGUCCUGGAAAAAUUUAAACACGCUCUGCUGGGCCAUCGGUUCGAUAUCUGGCGCCAUGCAUGAAGAGGACGAGAAACGCUUCUUGGUGACUGUUAUCAAGGAUCUGCUAGGCCUAUGCGAGCAGAAGCGCGGUAAGGACAAUAAGGCCAUAAUCGCAUCAAAUAUCAUGUAUGUCGUUGGACAGUAUCCUCGUUUCCUGCGCGCUCACUGGAAGUUUCUUAAGACGGUCGUUAACAAGCUGUUCGAAUUUAUGCACGAGACUCAUGAGGGUGUGCAGGACAUGGCGUGCGAUACGUUUAUAAAGAUUGCACAGAAGUGCAAACGCCACUUUGUUCAGGUACAAGUCGGAGAGGUUCAGCCGUUCAUCGAGGAGAUUCUGACAAAUAUAUCAUCAAUUAUUUACGAUCUCCAACCGCAGCAGGUGCACACGUUUUGUGAAGCUGUGGGCUAUAUGAUCAGCUCAGAAACGGAACAGGCUCGUCAGGAACGACUGAUUGAGAAGUACAUGCAGUUGCCCAAUAUGGUAUGGGAUGAUAUCAUCAACCAAGCGACGAAGAAUGUUGAUAUCCUGAAGGAUCCUGAUGCAGUCAAGCAACUCGGAAAUAUCCUUAAGACAAACUAUCGGGCAUGCAAGUCCUUAGGGCACCCGUAUGUGACACAGCUGGGAAGAAUCUACCUUGAUAUGCUUAAUGUUUAUAAGGUGAUGUCCGAGAACAUUUGCGCAGCUAUUCAGACCCACGGCGAAGCCGUAACGAAACAACCGUUGAUUCGGUCCAUGCGAACAGUCAAGAAAGAGGUCUUAAGGCUGAUUGCGUGCUGGGUGUCUAAGUCUGACGAACCAAAGCUAGUGUUGGACAAUUUCAUUCAGCCACUACUCGACGCUGUACUUCAAGACUAUCUCGUGUGUCCUGUAGCAGAGGCAAGAGAGCCCGAGGUGCUGCAGACGAUGACGACCAUUAUCCAAAGGAUGGAGGCUUUAGCUGUGCCGUUCGUACCAACGGUGUUCGAUGCUCUCUUUAAGGUGACGUUGGAGAUGAUCAAUAAGGACUUCGAGGAAUUCCCCGAGCAUCGAUUGCACCUCUACCUUUUACUGCAAGCGAUGGUGACACAUACGUUUCCCGCACUGCUUGAACUCUCGUCCGACAAAUUCAAACUCGUGCUCGACUCGAUUGUAUGGGCGUUCAAGCACACAAUGCGCAACGUUGCCGAUAUAGGGCUCGAAAUUCUCUUAGUUCUUCUCAAGAACAUAGCGUGUGAAGAGGCGGCUGCCCAACAGUUCUACCAGAGCUUCUUGACAGACAUCUUGCAACACCUGCUUAGCGUGGUUACAGAUACGAGCCAUUCCGCUGGUCUGGCUCAGCAAGCGGCUCUUCUCGCUUACCUUUUUUCUCUAGUUGAUUCGGGUAAAGUGCAAGCGCCACUGGCGCCCGGCGUCACCGAUAACACCAUCUACGUUCAACAGUUUGUCGCCAAUCUUUUAAAAACGGCAUUCCCGCAUCUAACAGAUAACCAAGUGAAAAUCACGGUUCAGGGAUUCAUCAAUCUCGACCAGAACGUAGUCCAGUUCAAGGAGCAUCUUCGAGAUUUUCUCGUUCAAAUAAGGGAAUUCACUGGCGAGGACGAUUCUGAUCUGUAUCUAGAAGAGCGCGAAGCUUCAUUACGGGUAGCUGAGCAAGAGAAGAGAAAAGUUCAGAUGUCCGUGCCUGGAAUACUCAACCCACAUGAGAUUCCCGAGGACAUGCAGGACGAGGUGUCUCAUUACAUGUAAUGUAUUUUUUAAUGACAACGACCUGAACGUUUUCGCAAACAGCUCUUGAAAAACAGCAGCAUCUCCUAACCUGUCAAUAUAUUCCUGGCCGGAACGUACUGUGAACGAUAGCAGUAUGGAAACGUAAUUGCCCCGGUGUCUGCACAGAAAGGGCAACGGACGCAAGUGAAGCUACGAUGUGCUGACGACGAUUAUUUUAUUGGUGGAUAUAACAUUAAUAAUAACGCGAAGAUUGCUACUGUUAUUACUCAUAAAAACAAAUCAAGAAAUUGAUCGCACGGCUAACUUGAGACGUGCCGUGAUCAUUGGCGGCCUAGUAGCAUACGUGCUGUCUGAGAGGGGCUGACCGAGAUACACGACAAGUGCGAAUCCUGCCAUACGUGCCGCGAGGCGAAAGGAAUAUAGUUUUUUUUGUUAACAGACAAAAACAAACAAAGUAACGAUUUUGACCUGAACCGUUAAUAGCACACAGACACCACCGAUUAUUCAUAGUUUUCGCACAUAGCUUUCGAAUAAAUGUCUUCGAUACCGUAUGGAGACAGACGUGUCGAAAGAAACCUCAAACUGUCAAGAAGCCUGUGCAUAAGUGAUGGCCAGAUAAUCGUCAGAUUGUUGAACCAGUGAAAGAGAAGGUCAUUCAUCAACCCUCAACAGUGGAUUGCGUAUUUCUAAUUCACUAUAUUCUACUGUCGACGCGUGCUUCCAAGAUGACCUUUUUUAGCAAAUUUUUGCAAUCGCCAUAAUAGCCAAUGCGUAAACGACACCAACAACCAAACAGAUGCGCGCCUAGUUCGAGUAAUGAAUCAACUGUCAGUGUUUGUACCGCUCCGUUAAAAAAGAAAAGUGAGUUUCUAACGGGGAAUAUGUGUUGAAAUAUAUUAUUGAACUUGAGACGCAUUUUGCACUCGAUUCAAUUCAAUUGCGGAACUCAAUGGUCAAGUUAAUGGUUGAGGUAGCUAAUUUCUACUUAGUAUAACGGUCAUAACAAUAGUAACUUAACGGCGGAGGAUAUUGUAAGAAAGAAUGGACCGUCUACCGUCGAAGCACUACUGAACUCGUAAAUAACAAAGGCCUUCUUAUUUAUGUUGGUUUUGAUUGAUGGCAAUGGUGAUGGCUUGUUCGUGUUGGUCAGGUUCGAAAACGAUGAAGGACAAGUGAUUGAUGGUGAAGUAUGUUCGAUCAUCUAUCGUUGUACAAAAAUACUGAUAAUAAUAGUAGGCAUAGUUGAGCGUGGAGAAACGCAGCUAGUAGAUUAGACACAAGCAGACGAACGGGCAGAGCAAGCAAUAGGUAGAAAGAGUAUGUUCGCGGAUACAUAUUCGUUGAUGCCGUGCGGAUACACACGAGCUCCGGCAUGUGCAAAAUAACCAUAACGAUUAUGCCAACAAACAAGAGAAUACAAUCUUGUGCGAAUGGAAAACCUGGAAUGGAAUAUAUAGAAAGCGAUAGAUUUAACGGUGAUAAAGAAUUGACAAAAAUUGAACGAUGCUAAGCGGUGAACAACAGCAUCGAUAAUAAUGACGAUUAGCGAUAAGCCUAGUACACUGAAAAUAAUUAUGUUAGUUGGUAUCGUGUAGAGUAACGAAUAAUCUGUCAACUGUGUAACAUAAGCUCUGUGUUUAUAUUUAUAUGGGAUAACUAGCAGGUCAACUUAUUGAUACAUACACAAACAAACAAGGAAAAUGACUAUACGCGAUAUAUAUAUAUAUAUAUAUAUCGCCCCCAUAUAUAUACAUGGGAAUGAAAAGGAGAGAAAUGUGUAUGAUACGACAAACGUAGAGGAGCAGAAUGUGAAACUGAACUUGAGCAACAAUGACACAGAAUAAAUAUCAACUGUAAUGAAAUAUAUUAUGAUAGUUACGAUAUAAUAAUGAACGGAAAAUUGAUUGCAACAUGAUCUAUGAACGGAGAUCUCGCAUCUCUUUCGUCCCUGAGGAGAUGCAAUGCUGUUCUUGAUAAUGGAUAAGCUUUAGUCUUUAGCUGCGUUGCUCAUUUGAACAGCCGAGAAUUAAGCCGUAUAGUUUGAAUAUGUGAAAUAAAAACAUCAACAUAGUUACGAUAAUAAUAAUAAUUACGAUAUUAAUGAUAAUAGUACCCAAAACCUACAGGAGAAGGUCAAUACAAUAGAGCAUGCAUAACAUUAGGCAUACUAGCAAGCAAGAGAAGUUCGCCCAAUAGACGUCUUGUGCACAGAGUUGCGUAAAUCUAUAACGAUGGAUAACAAUGAUGGAUGGAGAACAAAAAGAGACAAACUGAUGGAAUUAUAAAGUUUCAAUAGUAAAACAAUAGCAGACAACGCAAACGUCUGAAGGAAUAAUAAGAAAAUACAAAUAAAUACGACCGUUGUACAAAUCUGUGUAGAGAACAAAGAAAAUUAGCAUUGCUUAUAAUUUCAGAUUCUGAAAUUCUAGUUACGUAGAU